Molecule: messenger RNA, 1539 nt
Organism: Nicotiana tabacum (common tobacco)
Lineage: Eukaryota; Viridiplantae; Streptophyta; Magnoliopsida; Solanales; Solanaceae
Product: protein NO VEIN-like
Source: RefSeq, a predicted model, not a curated record
UCUCUGGUAUAAGCACAAUCGUACUUUUUGAGUUGGGUGAGAAGUGAGUGAUCAGACGUUAAUGGCGACGGCAAAAGAGCACAUUGAAGAAAUAAGAAGAAACAAGUUCUCCAUUGGAGGUGAAACUAAUCCACUCACUGAGGACCUUCAUCAAGCUGUCAAAAAUCUCUCUGCUGAGCUUUACGCUAAGGAUGUUCACUUUUUCAUGGAACUCGUCCAGAACGCGGAGGAUAACGAGUACAACGAAGGCGUGGAUCCUUCACUGGAAUUUGUGAUAACUUCCAAAGAUAUAACGGACACCGGAGCUCAGGCGACGCUUUUGAUAUUCAACAACGAGAAAGGAUUCUCCCGCAAAAAUAUCGAGUCCAUUUGCAGCGUCGGACGUUCUACUAAGAAGGGCAAUCGCAAACGUGGCUACAUCGGCGAGAAAGGCAUUGGCUUCAAGAGUGUGUUUCUCAUCACUGCUCGGCCCUACGUCUUCAGCAAUGGGUAUCAGAUACGAUUUAGCGAGGAACCUUGCCAGCAUUGCAAAGUAGGCUAUAUUGUACCUGAAUGGGUGGAAGCAAAUCCAACUCUUUCAGUUAUAACACAAAUUUAUGGGUCUGCUACCCUUCCAGCCACAACUAUAGUGCUACCACUGAAACCUGACAAUGUGAAACCUGUUAAGCAGCAGCUUUCAAGCAUCCAUCCUGAAGUUCUUCUUUUUCUUUCAAAAAUAAAGAAGCUUUCAGUCAGGGAAGACAAUGAGGAUCCCAGGCUUAAUACAGUUAGUGCUAUUUCGAUAUCUAGUGAGACCGAUUUUGUUAAGAAGAAGAAUAUUGAUGCUGAAUCCUACCUGCUUCAUCUCUCAGCUGAUGAAGAAUCUGGUAUGGGGGAAUGCAGUUACUACAUGUGGAAACAGAAGUUUCCUGUUAGGCGGGAGCACAGGGUGGAUAGAAGAAUGGAUGUCGAUGAGUGGGUAAUCACUCUGGCUUUUCCUAAUGGAGAGCGCCUCAACAGGGGAACCAGCUCCCCCGGUAUUUAUGCUUUUCUUCCCACGGAGAUGGUGACGAACUUCCCUUUCAUAAUUCAGGCAGACUUUCUUCUAGCAUCAUCAAGGGAGUCAAUCCUUCUUGAUGACAUAUGGAAUCAGGGCAUUCUUGACUGCGUCCCUUCUACUUUUGUCAAUGCUUUCACAUCGCUUGGGAGAGCUAAUGAAGGUGCUCCAGUUUCUACUCUAACUCAUAUGUUUGGCUUUUUACCAGUCAAUGCAUCUGCUUAUCCAAUUCUUAAUGAUGUGAGAGAUUCCAUUAAAAGAAAACUGCUGGAUGAAAGUAUCAUUCCAUUUGAAUCAUGGUUGUGAAUGGUUAGGAGAGCGUUUUGGUUGGUGUGGCCCUCUGUAGAUGCCAAAUGGGAUUUCUGUUGCUUUCUGGUCGGGCGAGAGUUCUCCUUGCUAGUUUUUAAUGCGUUUUGUUUUGUAUUUUGCUGCUCUAUGGGUUCCUGUGUAAUUUACUAAAUUUGCACUCAAGGGAUACAAUUGCUGAAAAGCUUUAUUCCUCA